Messenger RNA from Chenopodium quinoa (quinoa), 2183 nucleotides. RefSeq names its product organic cation/carnitine transporter 7-like. Gene Ontology annotation, molecular function: transmembrane transporter activity. The record is from RefSeq and is a predicted model, not a curated record. Gene Ontology annotation, cellular component: membrane. The coding region runs from base 272 to 1807 and encodes 511 amino acids. Gene Ontology annotation, biological process: transmembrane transport. The transcript is spliced from 6 exons. Lineage: Eukaryota; Viridiplantae; Streptophyta; Magnoliopsida; Caryophyllales; Amaranthaceae.
AAUCAUUUUGUUAUUUAAUUUUAUUUUAUUAUACAAAUUGCCUAUAUAUAUAUGCACAGUAUUCAUACAUACUAUCCACAUUCAUAUAUCUUCAAACAAAUUUAGAAAUCUCCUACUUGUUAUAUAUCUCUAGCUCUUUCCUCCAAGUAAUGUUGUCAUAAGAUUGAUCUUCUAAUCCAAAAUUAUAACAUAUAUUUUUGAAGUUCGACGUCUUCAUCGUACGACCUUGUCACUCGACAAUCGUGGGAUCAACAAUUCAACAUUAUUGAAAAUGGCGGAUAAAGUAAGUGUAACGUACACAGUCGAUGAAGCACUUGUUACGAUGGGGUUUGGAAAGUUGCAGUUUUUGGUGUUAGCAUACGCCGGAAUGGCGUGGGUUUCGGAAGCUAUGGAGAUGAUGAUUCUAUCGUUCGUCGGACCGGCCGUUAAAUAUGAAUGGGAGCUUAGCGCUGCUCAAGAAAGUCUUAUUACAACCAUAGUUUUUGCAGGCAUGUUCGUUGGUGCUUACUCUUUUGGUCUUAUUUCCGAUAAAUAUGGAAGAAGGAAAGGUUUUGUGUUUUCGGCAGUAGUAACAUGUGCAGCUGGUCUACUGAGUGCAGCUUCACCAAACUUCGUGGUGUUGCUCGUUGCUCGUUGUUUGGUAGGCGUCGGAUUAGGAGCUAGUCCUGUUUUACUGACUUGGUUUCUAGAGUUUGUACCUGCACCUAGCAGGGGUACUUGGAUGGUCCUUUUCCAAGCCUUUUGGACCAUCGGUUCCAUCACCGAGGCUGCCUUGGCAUGGAUUAUAAUGCCGAAAUUGGGAUGGAGAUGGCUGUUGGGUCUAUCUGUUCUGCCUUCAUUCAUCCUGCUGGUAUUCUAUUUCAUUACCCCUGAGUCGCCGAGAUACUUAUGUUUGAAAGGACGAAAAAAAGAGGCAGUUCAAGUUUUGGAGAAAAUAGCUAGAAUAAAUGGCAAGGAAUUGCCUCCUGGUGUACUUGUUACUGAUAUGGAGCAAGAAGAAAUAAACUGUCCUACAAAAGCUGUUACAGGGGAAGAAGGUGCAGCACCUGCGAAAUAUGAGGAUUCUGAUAUGUCUGUCGUUCGAUCUUUUAAAGUACUUCUUUCAAAGAAACUAGCUCCCACAACUUUGCUCCUGUGGGUAGUUUUCUUUGGUAAUGCAUUCGCGUACUAUGGCAUCGUGUUGCUAACAACUGAGUUGAACACUAAGGACAAUACAUGUGAUUCUCAUGUUGUUCAUAAAAAAGAAAACAGUAAGCCUGAUAUUGAUUACAGAGCUGUGUUCAUCACUAGUUUUGCUGAACUCCCUGGACUUAUUAUUGCUGGCAUCCUGAUUGAUCGAAUUGGUCGUAAGUAUUCCAUGGCAAUCAUGUUUGUUGCUGGUGCAAUAUUCCUGUUUCCUCUGGUUGAUCAUCGAUCAAACGCUAUCACAACAGUUCUGAUGUUUGGGGCUCGAGCCUCUAUCAUGGGGAGUUUCACCAUUGCUUUCAUCUUCGCUCCAGAGAUAUACCCAACAUCAGUGAGGAAUACGGGUUUUGGAAUGGCGAGUUCUAUGGCAAGAGUAGGCGCAAUGGUGAGCCCUUAUGUGGCUGUAGCUUUAAUACAAGGAUGUCAUAGAAUGGCAUCAAUCUUGUUUUUCGCAGGAGUAAUAUUAGCUGCUGCGAUAGCUGUCGCGCUAAUUCCAUAUGAAACAAAAGGGCGCGAGUUAACUGAUAGCAUUGAUAGUAAUAAGAAUGACAUACCCAAGGCCAUAACACUUACACGAGAAGGAGCUCAACAAAAACCACCAAGUAGUUCCGUUAAUGUAUAAGCGUCUUCUAACAUUGUUCGUUGAGAUCCUACGAAGAAUACGAAACAAUUUUAAGAACAUCUUACUCUGUUGUUUAUGUAUGUAUGUAUGUGUUUGGUAGUAAAAGAUAGAGUUUGUAUGUGUUUAACUAUUGUUUUUGGCCUUUGAACAGAGGACCUAUUAGUGUCAGUUAGUAAUGAGCAAAUUAGAGUAGCUAAUAGUUAAGGCCAAAAAUCUUAGAGAAAGUUGUGUAAUGUUUCUGGUGUGCUAGGAUUUCUCUUCAUACAGGAGCUUGGGUGUUUGUAUGUGUAAGUAUUUUCAGAGUCAAUGUCAAAUUCGGAUAAAGUGAUAUAUCAUAACUAUUUUUGAUUUAUGAGAUACUCCAAGUUGUAUUUAA